Molecule: messenger RNA, 426 nt
Organism: Danaus chrysippus (African queen)
Lineage: Eukaryota; Metazoa; Arthropoda; Insecta; Lepidoptera; Nymphalidae
Source: the annotation of a GenBank genome assembly
AUGGGUAAAAAGGGCGAUCUUUCACCGCGUAAAAAAGCCGAAGUAAAGGCUCUUUUAAAUGCGAAAACAUUUUCGAACCGGGAAAUAUCACGAAGAUUAAAAGUUUCUGAAGCUAGUGUACGACGCAUAAAAAAAGUAAUUGAGUCGGGGGAGGAAUUAAGCCCGAAAAGAAAGAAAAGAUGUGGUAGAAAACCAAUUUUCACUCCUCGGUCAGAGAGAUGUUUGAAGAAAAUUUGUCUAGAAAACAGAUUUGCUACCACAAAGGUAAUAAAAUCACAACUCCAGGAUGCUAGCGUAAAUGCUUCUGAACGGACUAUUCGAAGAAAAUUGAAAGAAUUAGAUUUUAAAGCCUGUCGCCCCGCCAAGAAGCCCAAGUUAACAGCUGCAAUGAAAACAAAGCGACUGAAGUGGGCCAAGCAAUGGUAA